UUCCUCGUGGCGGCCAUUUUUCCUGCUUUCGUAUUUGUUGUCGCUCCGGAGCGCUGGGCCGGAACUUGGGUGACAGGGUUGAGAAGGUCCAAGAGGAGUCGCUGUCCCCGCUGCAUAGAGGUCGGUCUGAAGUUCGGCGACGCCGCCGGGGGUGCUCCGCGCCAGGCCCGGGAGAGGCACCGCCGUGCCCGCGUCCACCCGCCUCUCCCGCCGCUACCGGCCCCGCUCUGCCCCCAGAUUCUGAUGGCGGCGGCGGCGCCGCUGAGGACCCCGCCUCAGAAGUGCAGUGUGACCUUUGAGGACAUUGCUGUGUACUUCUCCUGGGAGGAAUGGAGGCUCCUUGAUGAGACUCAGAGACGCCUGUACCUCGAUGUGAUGCUGGAGAACUUUGCACUUAUAUCCUCACUGGGUUGCUGCUGUGGCACAGAGGAUGCAGAGACACCUUUUGAACAGAUCGCUUCUCUAGGAGUGUCACAGGCUAGGACUCCCAAGGCAGCUUUGUCUUCCCAGAACACACACCCCUGUGAGAUGUGUGGUCCAGUCUUGAGAAACGUUUUCCACUUGGCUGAGUGCCAGGAAACACAACACAGCCAGAAACUUUUGAGGUGUGGAGCAUGUGCAAAACGAUUUUGUUUUAGUGCAAACUUUCAGCAGCACCAAGAGCAGCACAUGGAAAAGAAAACCCUCAGAAGCAGUGUGGAUGAGGCCUCGUUUGUGAAGAGCUGCAGAUUCCAUGUGUCACAGAAGCCAUUGUGCUGUGGCGAGUUUGAAAAGGACUUCCCAACCAUCGUGGGACAUCUACAGCAACAGGCCACUCAUACUGUGGAGAAGCCAAACACAGUCACCCAGUGUGGGUCAACUUCACAAGGCAGGAAAAGCCGUCACACCUGGGGAGAAUGCAAGAAAGCCCUCAGCCCCAAACACACACUUGUUCAGGACCAUGGUGUCCACACUGGAAGACAGUGUUUUGUGUGCGGUGAAUGUGGGAAAGCAUUCAAGUACAAAUCCUCAUUUGUUCUGCACCAGAGAAUCCACACUGGAAAAAAGCUUCAUGUAUGUGGUGAAUGUGGAAAAUCUUUUAGGCAAAGCUCAACCCUCUGUCAACAUCGAAGAAUUCAUACUGGGGCAAGGCAGUACAAGUGCAGCAAAUGUGGGAAAUCUUUAAGCCACAAAUCUGUCCUCAUUUAUCCCCAUCCAUGGCACAGUGGAGAAAACAGUUAUGUGUGCAGUGAAUGUUCGAAGUCUUUUAGCCAUAGCUCAGUGUUCAUUCCACAUGGGAGAUUUCAAAUUGGAGAAAGGCCUUAUAAGUGUAGUGACUGUGUGAAAUCUUUUACUUCUAUGUCUGCACUCAGUUAUCAUCAGAGAUCUCACACAGGAGAACGACCUUAUGUGUGCAGUGAUUGUGGGAAAUCUUUUAUCUCUAGUUCUGACCUUCGUUACCAUCAGAGAGUUCAUUCUGGAGAAAGGCCUCAUGAGUGCAGUGAAUGUGGGAAAUCUUUUAUCACUCGUACUGCUCUCCGUUAUCAUCACAGAGUUCACACUGGAGAAAGACCUUACGAGUGUAGUGAAUGUGGGAAGUCCUUUACCCGAAAAAAUAACCUAAUUAUACACCUAAGAGUGCACUCAGGAGAAAGGCCUUAUGAGUGUAGUGAAUGUGGGAAAUCUUUUACCUUUAGCUCUAGCCUUCGUUAUCAUCACAGAGUACACACUGGAGAAAGACCUUAUGAGUGCAGUGAAUGUGGGAAAUCUUUUAACAAUAGGUGGACACUCAUUCGACACCGGAGAAUUCACACAGGAGAAAAGCCUUAUGCGUGCAAUAAAUGUGGGAAAUCUUUUUCUUGUAGCUCCACCCUCCAGUAUCAUGAACGAGGUCACCUUGGGGAAAGGCCUUAUGGGUGUGAUGAAUGUGGGAAGUCUUUUACCACUAGCUCUGCCCUCCGUUAUCAUCAGAGAAUUCACACAGGAGAAAGGCCUUAUGAGUGCAGUGAAUGUGGGAAAUCUUUUAUCUCUAGGUCUGACCUCCAAUACCAUCAGAGAGUUCAUUCUGGAGAAAGGCCUUAUGAGUGUAGUGAAUGUGGAAAAUCCUUUAUCCGAAGAAAUAACCUUCUUUUACACCAGAGAGUUCACACAGGAGAAAGGCCUUACAACUGUAGUGAAUGUGGGAAAUCUUUUAACAAUAGGUGGACACUCAUUCAACACCAGAGAGUUCACACAGGAGAAAAGCCUUACGUGUGCAGUGAAUGUGGGAAAUCCUUUACCUCCAGCUCCACCCUUUGUUAUCAUCAGAGAGUUCAUGCAGGAAAAAGGCCUUAUGAAUGCAGUGAAUGUGGGAAAUCUUUUACCUCUAGUUCUACCCUGCGUUAUCAUCAGAGAGUUCACACAGGAGAAAGGCCUUAUGAAUGCAGUGAAUGUGGGAAAUCUUUUACUUUUAGUGCCAGCCUCCGUUAUCAUCACAGAGUGCACACUGGAGAAAGGCCUUAUGAGUGCAGUGAAUGUGGGAAAUCCUUUAAGGAUAGAUCACAAUUCAAUAAACACCGGAGAGCUCACACUGGAGAAAGACCUUAUGAGUGUGGUGAAUGUGGGAAAUCUUUUAGCCAAAAAUCUUCCCUCUCAACACACCGGAAAAUUCAUAAUAGAGAACGGUCUUAUGAGUGUAGUGCAUGUGGGAAGUCUUUUACCUCUAUCUCUGGCCUUGGUUAUCAUCAGAGAGUUCACAGGGGAGAAAAGCCUUAUCAGUGCAAUGAGUGUGGGAAAUCUUUUACCAAUAGCUCCAUACUGAUUCGACACCAGAGAGUUCACACAGGAGAGAGACCUUAUGUGUGCAGUGAGUGUGGGAAAUCUUUUACUAGUAGUGCCACCCUCUCUUAUCAUCAGAGAGUUCAUGCAGGCAAAAGGCCUUAUGAGUGCAGCAAAUGUGGGAAAUCUUUUACCUCUAGUUCCACCCUUCGUUAUCAUCAGAGAGUUCACGCAGGAGAUAGGCCUUAUGAGUGCAGUGAGUGUGGGAAAUCCUUUAUCUCUAGCUCUAAACUCCGCUACCAUCAGAGAGUUCACACGGGAGAAAGGCCUUAUGUGUGCAGUGAGUGUGGGAAAUCCUUUAGGGAUAGUUCCCAAUUUAGUCAACAUCGGAGAGGUCACACUGGAGAAAGGCCAUAUGAGUGUAGAGAAUGUGGGAAAUUUUUUAUGCGAAAAUCUACCCUUUCUCAACAUCAGAGAGUUCACACUAGAGAAAGGUCUUAGAUGUACUGGG
Molecule: messenger RNA, 3247 nt
Organism: Kogia breviceps (pygmy sperm whale)
Lineage: Eukaryota; Metazoa; Chordata; Mammalia; Artiodactyla; Physeteridae
Product: zinc finger protein 814-like
Biological process (GO): negative regulation of transcription by RNA polymerase II
Molecular function (GO): DNA-binding transcription repressor activity, RNA polymerase II-specific
Source: RefSeq, a predicted model, not a curated record